GCUGGCAUGCAUUCUUGUGAUCAUCACAUGCUGAAUUCGCAUAAAGGGAUAUCAUUCAUUACCCCCCAUUCAUCCAUCCAUCCAUUGGUGUAUCCUGUCAGAAAAGAGUUUUGAGUUUGGGCUGAGAAUGAGUGACAGUAAUGUUUUGGACCUGGACGACGACUGCUGGUGUCAGCUUGAGGACUACAGGCUUCUACUCAUCAGGACCAUCGAUCCCACACGCAUCACGCCGUACCUGCGCCAGUGCCGCGUCCUCAGUAGUGAGGACGAAGAGCAGAUCUACAACGAUCCCAGUCUCGUCAUUCGAAAACGAAAAGUUGGUGUGUUGCUGGACAUUCUCCAGAGGACGGGCAUGAAGGGCUAUGUGGCGUUCUUGGAGAGUCUGGAGCUGGACUAUCCUCAACUCUACCAGAAGAUCACUGGGAAGGAGCCGGCACGGGUCUUCUCCAUACUAGUCGAUACGGUGGGCGAGUCUGGCUUGACGGAGUACUUGAUGAGUGAGGUGAGGCGGCUGCAGAAGCAGAAGGAGGAGGAGUGCCGGCGCCACCAGGAGGCCAAGAAGCACAUUGCAGCCUUGGAGGACGCUGCCAAGCAACAGCAGGUACAGGAGAAGGAGCUACAAAAGCAACAGCAGCGUGUGCAGCGUCUGCGCGAGGAGAGGGACCGCGUUUGGGACGAGGCGCGACAGCUGAAGGAUGAGAACUACAGCCUCAUGCAUGACCUCACCAGACUCAGCGAGGAGAAGAACUGCGCACUCAUGGCAAACCGAGACCUGCAGCUCAGUAUUGAGAAGCUUAAACACAGCUUGAUGAAUGCUGAAAGUGACUCCAGGAUCCACCGCAAGCGUACGAUGACGCUUAAGAAUGCAAUGGAACAGAGGCCCAGCUCAGACACCAUCUGGAAACUACAGAGGGAGAAAGAUCUGCUCACAGCACGCAUUCAAGAGCUAGAACACUCAAGAAAAGUUGAGCAUCAAGAGGUGAGUCGGCAGGAGAUGGAGGAUUACAAGCAGCACGCUCACACUCAGCACCAGGAGCUCCUGAACAACCUCUACACGCUACGGAAGGAGCUCCAGGACGCCGAGGAGCAGCGCACCAAGCACCUUGAGGACCAGGACGUUCUGAAGCUCCAGUGCGAGAUGCUCCAGAAAGACUCCAAGAUGUACCAGGACCGCAUGGAGGACAUCUUGAAUCAGAUGGAGCAGGUCAUGAAGGAAAGAAACAAGGCCAUGGCCACCAGAGAGGAGUACCACAAGGAGAUAAUGCAGAAUCUCCAGGAGAAGGACGAGUAUCGCAAGCAGAUACGUGAACUGCGGGAGAAAUGCGAUGAGCUCCAGGUGCAGCUUCUCCGCACAGAAGGGGAGGUUCUAUCCUUACAGACCCAGCAGCGACGACACCACAGCAUCUAUCAGGCAUCAGACGUUGACGACAGUUCCCUGGCAAGUUCCUUUGAGUUCAAAAGCCAAACCAGUGAGGAGGAGGGUUUUAUUAAAGCCAAAAAAGAUUUGCAUAGUGGAGUGUCAAGGGACCAUUGUCCUUAUGUUGCUGCUCCAGCUGAUCAGGGUUUUCCGCAAGAUGCCAAAGCAGAUGGAGAGACAAAGAACACUGUAAAAGAAGAUGAACUCCCUAUCUGUAGACCAAGGGCUAAUUUUUACUACAGAAGAAAGCGUGCGCUCAGGGCCAAAACCACAGCGGAUGUGAAUGCACCCUGUAAACUGGACAACAGCAGUGAAAGUGGCAACACAGACACAGAUGGUCUUUGAUUAUUAAGAUUGAAACUUCAUGUUCCAUGUCAGUGUCAAAGUCACAUGUGCAUAGCUACUGUAGUUGACCUGUUUGUGUCUGUAUUAUUUUAAAUGCUAUUUUUUACAAAACUGGCGUAGACUUCUUUGACAAUAUUUCACUCAUGAAACAUCAAAACCGCCAACACAGUAGAAAUGAAUACUGAUAACAAUAAAUUCACUUUGUUUUAUUAAAAA
This is a messenger RNA of Engraulis encrasicolus (European anchovy), 1978 nucleotides long. It is a transcript of the gene card9, whose product is annotated as caspase recruitment domain family, member 9. NCBI's taxonomy places the organism in Eukaryota, Metazoa, Chordata, Actinopteri, Clupeiformes, Engraulidae. Gene Ontology annotation, molecular function: CARD domain binding. The transcript has 13 exons. Gene Ontology annotation, cellular component: cytoplasm. The record is from RefSeq and is a predicted model, not a curated record. Bases 128 to 1762 code for a protein of 544 amino acids. Gene Ontology annotation, biological process: positive regulation of canonical NF-kappaB signal transduction; regulation of apoptotic process.